Molecule: messenger RNA, 4578 nt
Organism: Fusarium venenatum
Lineage: Eukaryota; Fungi; Ascomycota; Sordariomycetes; Hypocreales; Nectriaceae
Biological process (GO): phospholipid translocation
Cellular component (GO): plasma membrane; trans-Golgi network
Molecular function (GO): ATPase-coupled intramembrane lipid carrier activity; ATP binding; ATP hydrolysis activity
Source: RefSeq, a predicted model, not a curated record
AUGACCACAACAACAGCUGACGGUCAUCUUGCUCCCGACGAUUCUCAGCAUUUGAGCGCUACUCAAAGAUCGCGUUGGGCUACCCAAAGGAAAAGUGUUAACAGUAGUAACAAUAAGCGCAACUCUCUUCUUGAACGAAUGGGACACAAGAAGACAGGCUCCAACGAAAAGAACCCCCCUUCUGAUGGAUCCGACCCUGCCGGUGAUGAUGGACAACCACCGGAAGCGAAUCCCAACAAUGAGGAUGAUGCUGAGGAAGAAGAGGAGCACGAAAACCGGACCUUGUACUUCAACCAACCCCUACCAGCUGGACUUCUAGAUGAGAAUGGCGCCCCGAGCCAAACAUUCACGAGAAAUAAGAUCCGAACAGCCAAAUACACCCCUAUAUCGUUCGUUCCAAAGAACUUGUGGUUCCAGUUCCAUAACGUUGCAAACAUUUUUUUCUUGUUCUUGGUUAUUCUGGUCAUUUUCCCAAUCUUUGGCGGAGUCAACCCAGGUCUCAAUGCUGUGCCUUUGAUUUUUAUUAUUGCGGUUACAGCUAUUAAGGAUGCCAUCGAAGAUUACCGACGAACUGUUCUCGACAUUGAGCUAAACAAUGCUCCUGUGCACCGACUCCGAAACUGGAACAAUGUCAACGUUUUGGAGGGCGACGUUUCUGCUUGGCGCCAGUUCAAGAAGGCAAACUCCAAAUUCUUCGGUGCCAUGUGGCGUGCUUGUCAGUCUGUCUGGUCCAAAAAGGCGAAGGAAGAAAGGGCGAAGCGCAAGGCGGCACCAACUGAUAAUGACGCCCCCCGCCCAUCGGUUGAGACGCAACGAACUAGGCAGUCUAUGCGUCAGUCUAUCGCAUCACCUUUCUCUGGACGGGAGUCCUUCAUGUCUGCUCGAGAGGACAUUCAGAUGACCCCUGUUCCAUCGCCGUCACCCCAGGCAACACCACACGCCCACUUUGAGAUGCCAGAUGAGCAAGAUGCGAAGCGCGCUGCUGCUCUGAUGCAGAUGAAAUCAGACGUUAUCAACUAUCAUCACCCUGCCUCUGGAGCUCGUUUCCAGAAGGAUACUUGGAAAAGCCUCAAUGUCGGCGAUUUUGUCCGCAUCUAUAACGACGAAGAACUGCCCGCUGAUGUCAUUAUUCUCUCUACCUCCGAUCCUGACGGAGCUUGUUACGUUGAAACGAAAAACUUGGACGGCGAAACCAAUCUCAAGGUUCGCCAGGCUGUGCGUUGCGGUCGAUCUCUCAAGCAUGCCAGAGACUGUGAGCGCGCUGAGUUCGUAGUCGAGAGCGAGGGUCCCCAGCCUAAUCUUUACAAGUAUAAUGGUGCCAUCAAAUGGAAGCAAUCCGUGCCUGGUUACUUAGACGACGAACCCGAGGACAUGACCGAACCUAUCACCAUCGACAAUCUCCUACUGCGUGGCUGCAACCUCCGAAACACCGAAUGGAUUGUUGGUGUGGUCAUUUAUACAGGACACGACACAAAGAUUAUGAUGAAUGCCGGUAUAACUCCUAGUAAGCGCGCCCGUAUCGCUAGGGAGAUGAACUUCAAUGUUGUUUGCAAUUUCGGCAUUUUGCUCAUAAUGUGUUUGCUCGCUGCCAUUAUCAACGGUGUUGCUUGGGCGAAGACCGAUGCUUCCCUCCAUUUCUUUGACUUCGGUUCCAUAGGCGGAAAACCAGCUAUGAGCGGUUUCAUCACAUUUUGGGCCGCCAUUAUUCUGUUCCAGAACUUGGUACCCAUUUCGCUCUACAUCACACUAGAAAUCGUCCGUACGUUGCAGGCUGUUUUCAUUUAUAACGACGUGGAAAUGUACUACGAACCCAUCGAUCAACCAUGUAUUCCCAAGUCCUGGAACAUCUCGGAUGACGUUGGCCAAAUUGAAUACAUUUUCUCCGACAAGACUGGCACCCUAACACAGAACGUCAUGGAGUUCAAGAAAGCGACGAUCAACGGACAGCCAUACGGCGAGGCUUACACUGAAGCUCAAGCUGGAAUGCAAAAGCGACUCGGCAUUGAUGUCGAGAAGGAAGGUGAACGGGUUCGUGCUGAGAUUGCUGAUGCCAAGGUUCGUGCGUUGGCUGGUCUGCGUAACAUUCACGAUAACCCGUUUCUACACGACGAUGCUUUAACUUUCAUUGCCCCUGAUUUUGUAUCCGAUCUGGCUGGUGAAUCAGGCCCUGAGCAGAAGGACGCCAAUGAGUUUUUUAUGCUUGCCCUGGCUCUUUGCCAUACCGUAAUGGCCGAAAAGGUGGACGGCGACUCUCCAAAGAUGAUCUUCAAGGCGCAAUCUCCCGACGAAGAAGCUUUGGUCGCCACUGCUCGCGAUAUGGGCUUUACCGUCUUGGGAAGCUCAGGUGAAGGUAUCAACCUCAACGUCAUGGGCGAGGACCGCCAUUAUCAGAUUUUGAACACCAUUGAAUUUAAUUCUAGCCGAAAGCGAAUGAGUUCGAUUGUAAGGAUGCCGGAUGGCCGAAUUAUCCUCUUCUGCAAGGGAGCCGACAGUAUCAUUUAUUCUCGUCUCAAGCGUGGGGAGCAGAAAGAGCUCAGACAGACCACCGCGGAACACCUCGAGAUGUUUGCUCGUGAAGGUCUUCGAACACUCUGCAUCGCCUGGAAGGAAGUUACAGAGCAAGACUACCGAGUCUGGAAGAAGGAGCAUGACGCAGCCGCCUCCGCAUUGGAGGAACGAGAAGAGAAGCUGGAAACCGUGGCUGAGCUGAUCGAACAAGAUCUUUACCUCGUUGGUGGCACAGCUAUCGAAGAUCGCCUGCAGGAUGGAGUCCCCGAUACAAUCGCUCUCCUGGGUAACGCUGGUAUCAAGCUCUGGGUUCUUACCGGUGACAAGGUUGAGACUGCUAUCAACAUCGGUUUCUCAUGCAAUCUUCUUAACAACGACAUGGAGUUGAUUCAUCUGAAGGUGAACGAGGACGAGUCUGGUGAGAUUACCGAUGAUGCCUUCUUUGAAAUGGCAGAAAGGCUUCUCGACGACAAUCUUCAAAUCUUUGGUAUUACCGGUAGCGACCACGAUCUCGCUCUCGCUAAGAAGAAUCACGAGCCACCGGCACCAACACAUGGACUGGUUAUUGAUGGUUUUACUCUCCGAUGGGUCCUUAAUGACCGCUUGAAACAGAAAUUCCUUCUACUCUGCAAGCAGUGCAAAUCAGUCCUGUGUUGCCGUGUCAGUCCCGCCCAAAAGGCUGCUGUGGUAGCCAUGGUCAAGAACGGCCUCGACGUCAUGACUCUCUCCAUUGGUGACGGUGCCAACGAUGUCGCCAUGAUUCAGGAGGCCGACGUUGGUGUCGGUAUUGCUGGUGUUGAAGGUCGUCAGGCUGCCAUGUCUUCUGAUUACGCGAUUGCUCAGUUCCGGUUCCUAUCAAGACUGGUGCUUGUACAUGGUCGAUGGUCCUAUCGCCGUCUUGCUGAAAGUAUAAGCAACUUCUUUUACAAGAACAUGGUAUGGACUUUCUCCAUCUUUUGGUAUGAGAUUUAUUGUGAUAUGGAUAUGACCUAUUUGUUCGACUACACAUACAUUCUCAUGUUCAACUUGUUCUUCACAUCGAUUCCUGUCGCUAUCAUGGGUGUCCUGGAUCAGGACGUGUCUGACAAGGUAUCUCUUGCUGUUCCUCAGCUCUACCGACGUGGUAUUGAGCGACUGGAGUGGACCCAGCUCAAAUUCUGGCUCUACAUGAUCGAUGGCGUCUACCAGUCCAUUAUGGUCUUUUUCAUUCCUUACUUGCUGUUCAUGCCUGGUACCUUUUUGACUAUGAAUGGUCUUGGCCUAGAGGAUCGCCUUCGAUUUGGUGCCUACGUCGCCCACCCUGCCGUUAUUACUAUCAAUAUGUACAUCUUGAUCAAUACCUAUCGCUGGGAUUGGCUCAUGGUACUUAUCGUUGUCAUCUCGGACCUGUCCAUCUUCUUCUGGACUGGAGUUUACACAUGUUUCACUUCUUCGGCUUACUUCUACGGUACUGCCGCUCAAGUUUAUGGAGAGGCAACUUUCUGGGCGUGUUUCUUCCUGGUGCCUGUCAUUUGCCUCUUCCCUCGCUUUGCUAUCAAGGCUCUGCAGAAGGUUUACUGGCCUUAUGAUGUCGAUAUCAUCCGUGAGCAGGAGAGGAUGGGCCAGUUCGCCCACCUUUACCAAACAGACGACACAAGUGACCCACCUACUGCUGACACUAAGAGCGACAAGUCGAAGUCUUCCAAGAGCUCUAGGAGGUCUAAGAAGAUGCCGAAGCAUGUUGCCUAUGGUAGUAUUGAUGAGGACCUGCGACCCAUUUACCCCCCUUCAACAGCGACGAGAACGACAACGUAUAAUCAGCACAGCCAGAAUGGUAGCGACUCAACUAAUUAUACGGCGCACCGUAUUUCGCUAGAUGUACCCAUGCAAGCUCGCCCUUCGAUUGACCGUGCCCGGCCUUCGUACGAUCGAAUGAGGGCCUCGAUGGACCGUGUCAGACCCAGCUUCGAGGCUAGCAAUGACUUCACAUCAGCAGCGCGGCUAUCACGAAUCGAGUCGAGUCAAUCACAGGCAGGACGCUUCCAUCCUCGCCUCAGAGGGCUUUCACUGACCAAGAGUGCCAACAUAUAA